GGUAACAUCACUCGGUCUCGGUGUUGGAUCUAGAAACGCUGUUUUAUGUGUGUGUCGCGCUGGAUUUUAACUGUCAUCAGUGUAUAAGCGAUGGCAACAUCUCAACUCCUGGACGAACAAGAUGACCGAGACAACGGCGACUUCCAUUUGAUGGUGAUGGUGGAAGAUAGGACACGCCCCCAAACCGGACAGACACGCCCCUCUCCGGACACGCCCACUAGCAAUCAGGUUGCCGACAGGAAAAACGACAGCAAGCCGACACGUUUGGCGCGGGGUUUCCGGAAAGCCUUGCGGAAAAACCAGGAUUACAUCCGCAUCACCAUCCCGAAGUCUGGCGUCUCUCGGCUGCCGUCGGAAUGGUGGAAGACGGGAAUCGCGUUCAUCUGGGCUGGUUUUAACCUCAUCCUUACGACCGUCCUGAUCACCGUCAUCCACGAGAGAGUCCCGGAUAAGUCCGUCAGCCCGCCGUUACCGGACAAGUUCUUUGAUUACGUGCCGCGUGCGGAGUGGGCGUUUUCCGUCACAGAGGUGAACGGAAUGAUCCUGGUGGCUCUGUGGUUCAUCCAAUGGCUCUUCCUCAAGCACAGAGCCAUUGUGGGCCGAAGAUUUUUCUUCCUGCAGGGAAUGUUGUAUUUGUACCGUAUGGUGACCAUGUACAUCACAACUCUUCCAGUUCCCAGCAUGCACAUGGAGUGCGCCCCGAAGCUCCAUGGUGAUUCUCACGGCAAAAUCAAGCGAGUUUUGCAGCUGGUGUCUGGAGGAGGUUUGUCCAUCACAGGCUCCCAUAUCAUGUGUGGAGACUUUCUGUACAGCGGCCACACGGUCAUGCUGACCCUCACCUUCCUCUUCGUCCAGGAAUACUCGCCCCGCACGCCGCUCUGGCGUUGCUAUCACGUGAUCUGCUGGUUGUUAAGUGCAGUGGGUGUGGUCUGUAUCCUGAUAGCGCACGAGCAUUACAGCGUGGAUGUAGUGGUGGCGUAUUUUAUCACCUCGCGCCUCUUCUACUGGUACCACACCAUGGCCAACAACCAGGCCUUGAAAGGGUCUCCUUGCAACUACCUGAACCGAACGUGGUGGAGCCUGCUGUUUAACUUCCUGGAGAAGAACGUUAGAACAACGGUUCCCUGCACGUUCUCAUGGCCCGUGUCGCUUCCACCCGCGUGCUUCAAGAACCCGUGCAAGAGCUACUCAAAAGUGCAGAGCACAAGAGAUGAAUGACAAGCUCAAGUGGCAGACUGUGCGUUUGUUGGGUAACAAACACUAUCUGUGUGAAUUUAGAUCCUGUUUACUUGAAGUGCAGCACCUCAGACCUGUCUGGGAGCUUUACAUGCUUUUGAUGAAAGAAAGUGUGUGGUUCCUGGUGAAGUAUAUAUAUCUG
This is a messenger RNA of Rhinichthys klamathensis goyatoka, 1378 nucleotides long. It is a transcript of the gene sgms2b, whose product is annotated as sphingomyelin synthase 2b. The record is from RefSeq and is a predicted model, not a curated record. NCBI's taxonomy places the organism in Eukaryota, Metazoa, Chordata, Actinopteri, Cypriniformes, Leuciscidae. The transcript is spliced from 6 exons. Gene Ontology annotation, molecular function: sphingomyelin synthase activity; ceramide cholinephosphotransferase activity. Gene Ontology annotation, biological process: sphingomyelin biosynthetic process; ceramide biosynthetic process. Bases 91 to 1218 code for a protein of 375 amino acids. Gene Ontology annotation, cellular component: Golgi membrane; endoplasmic reticulum membrane.